GCCCGGGAGAGACAUGCUGUUUUGUUUAAAUCCUCCACAUUCUUUGCCAUAUCCCCAUUGGCCGGAUGGGGCUCCCCGCCGCGGCCGCUGCUGAUGUCAGCCUUGCUGGCGCUGGCUCCUCCCGCACCCACCUCCCGGGCCCGAGGCACACUGCAGCUCCGCGCGGACUCUCCGGCUCUGGCGAGGUGGCUGCAAACUCGCGGGCACGCACGGCGCUCGGGGAGCCGGGGGACUCGGGGGAGGGGACGCGUGCGGAAGGCGCCAGCUUGCUCUCGCCCGCCUCUCGCAGCGCGAGCCGAGGUUGGAGGAACCCGGGGCCUCAACCCGGCUGAGCCCAGCGGCGGCGGCUUCCCUUUUCUACCCCAGCGAGCUCCAGAGCGCCUCGGGGACCGGCCCUCAAAAGAGCAGGAAAUCUUGUUUACCGCCUGGGGAGAGGAGCCCAUCGAGCCUUUGUCUGGAAAGUCAGCAUCUCCAGAUGAAUUCCUGCAAUGAGUUUCUGGUGAAUUAGCAUUGGGCGGCACGGCCGGAGAAGGGGGUCGCUAGGUUCACGACUGGUUUCCAGAGGCGUAUCCAGCGGGUGACUUUUGUGCAUUCGUUUUAAUUUUUGGAAAUCUCCCCCCCCCCUCCCUCGCCGCCACCGGGCAUGUCCUGAUCUGACGGCCGCUCCUAUCGCCUUGAGCUGCGGAUCCGAGUGGUUUCCAGCGGGGCUCCCUCCCUCCCUGACUUCGCAACACCGCGUUCCGGGAGAACCGACCUCGGUGAGGAAGGGGGCGGGGGAGCCGCGAACACCCGGACCCAAACCUUGACAUGCUCUCGGGUGGCGAGGAGGAAGCCAGGAGCUGAGUGCACCGCCGGGGCUGUUUCUCCCGCCGGCUCCGAGCGCGGGGCUCCGGGCUCCUGCCCUGCGCCUGGGAGGCAGCCUUGUUGUUCUGGGGGCCACCCCCCGCUUCCUGCUCUGGUGGUCCACGGCCGGCAGGACCAUGCUGCUCAAGGAGUACCGGAUCUGCAUGCCGCUCACCGUGGACGAGUACAAAAUCGGACAGCUGUACAUGAUCAGCAAGCACAGCCAUGAGCAGAGUGACCGAGGGGAAGGCGUAGAAGUCGUCCAGAAUGAGCCCUUCGAGGACCCUAACCACGGCAACGGGCAGUUCACCGAGAAGCGUGUGUAUCUCAACAGCAAACUGCCUAGUUGGGCCAGAGCUGUUGUUCCCAAAAUAUUUUAUGUUACAGAGAAGGCUUGGAACUAUUAUCCCUACACAAUUACAGAAUACACAUGUUCCUUCUUGCCGAAAUUCUCCAUUCAUAUAGAAACCAAGUAUGAGGACAACAAAGGAAGCAACGACAGUAUUUUUGACAGCGAAGCCAAAGACCUCGAGAGAGAAGUUUGCUUUAUUGAUAUUGCCUGCGAUGAAAUUCCAGAACGUUACUACAAAGAGUCUGAGGAUCCUAAACACUUCAAGUCAGAGAAGACAGGACGGGGACAGUUACGGGAAGGCUGGAGAGAUAGUCAUCAGCCCAUCAUGUGUUCCUACAAGCUGGUGACUGUGAAGUUUGAGGUCUGGGGGCUCCAGACCAGAGUGGAACAGUUUGUACACAAGGUGGUCCGAGAUAUCCUGCUGAUUGGACAUCGACAGGCUUUUGCAUGGGUUGAUGAGUGGUAUGAUAUGACAAUGGACGAUGUUCGAGAAUACGAGAAAAACAUGCAUGAACAAACCAACAUAAAAGUUUGCAAUCAGCAUUCCUCCACUGUGGAUGACAUAGAGAGCCAGGCCCAAACAAGUACAUGACAAUGGAUGAAGUCCGAGAAUUUGAACGAGCCACUCAGGAAGCCACCAACCAGAAAAUUGGCGUUUUCCCACCUGUGAUUUCUAUCUCGAGCAUUCCCCUGCUGCCUUCCUCAGUCCGCAGUGCCCCUUCCAGCG
Messenger RNA from Myotis daubentonii (Daubenton's bat), 1922 nucleotides. RefSeq names its product phosphatidylinositol transfer protein cytoplasmic 1 (gene PITPNC1). Gene Ontology annotation, molecular function: phosphatidylinositol transfer activity; phosphatidylinositol binding. Gene Ontology annotation, cellular component: cytoplasm. The record is from RefSeq and is a predicted model, not a curated record. The transcript is spliced from 10 exons. The coding region runs from base 981 to 1787 and encodes 268 amino acids. NCBI's taxonomy places the organism in Eukaryota, Metazoa, Chordata, Mammalia, Chiroptera, Vespertilionidae. Gene Ontology annotation, biological process: phospholipid transport.